Messenger RNA from Nestor notabilis (Kea), 1038 nucleotides. It is a transcript of the gene HTR6, whose product is annotated as 5-hydroxytryptamine (serotonin) receptor 6, G protein-coupled. The annotation marks the transcript as partial. NCBI's taxonomy places the organism in Eukaryota, Metazoa, Chordata, Aves, Psittaciformes, Psittacidae. The transcript has 3 exons. Gene Ontology annotation, biological process: chemical synaptic transmission; G protein-coupled receptor signaling pathway, coupled to cyclic nucleotide second messenger. Gene Ontology annotation, molecular function: G protein-coupled serotonin receptor activity; neurotransmitter receptor activity. The record is from RefSeq and is a predicted model, not a curated record. Gene Ontology annotation, cellular component: dendrite; membrane.
AUGGAGGGUGACUUGGGAUCCCCCAACGCCAGCGUGCUGGGGGAGCGCUCGCUGCUGGUGGGGAGCAGCUGGGUGGCUGCUUUCCUCUGCUUCAUCAUCCUGCUGACCACGGCAGGGAACUUCCUCCUCAUCCUCCUCAUCGUCACCCAGCGCUCCCUCCGCAACACCUCCAACUACUUCCUGGUGUCUCUCUUCAUGUCUGACCUGAUGGUGGGGCUGGUGGUGAUGCCCCCGGCCAUGCUCAACCAGCUCUAUGGGCGCUGGGUGCUGCGGGGUGACUUCUGCUCCCUCUGGUACUCCUUCGAUGUCAUGUGCUGCAGCGCCUCCAUCCUCAACCUCUGCAUCAUCAGCCUGGACCGCUACCUGCUCAUCAUCUCCCCGCUCAAGUACAAGCUGCGGAUGACCUCCUGCAGGGCCCUCUUGCUCAUCUUGGCUACCUGGACCUUGGCCGCGCUGGCCUCCUUCCUGCCCAUCAAGAUGGGGUGGCACGAGCUGGAGUUCGAGGUCCGGUCCCCAAACGUCACCUCCCGCGGGGACGAGGACCAGUGCCGGCUGCUGGUCAGCUUGCCCUAUGCCCUGGUGGCCUCCUGCCUGACCUUCUUCCUCCCCUCCACUGCCAUCUCCUUCACCUACUGCCGCAUCCUCCUGGCAGCCCGCAAGCAGGCGGUGCAGGUGGCGUCCCUCGCCUCCAACGUGGCCGCUGCCACCACCGAGGAGACCGCUCCACAGGUUCCCCACGCCCCGAGCCAGCCCGCGGCCGGCAGCGAGAGCAGGAGGUUCACCAACAAGCACAGCAAGAAGGCGCUGAAGGCCAGCCUGACGCUGGGCAUCCUGCUGGGCAUGUUCUUUGUGGCCUGGCUGCCCUUCUUCGUCACCAACGUGACGCAGGCAGUGUGUGGCUGUGUUCCAGCCGGCUUCUUCGACGUCCUCACCUGGCUCGGGUACUGCAACAGCACCAUGAACCCCAUCAUCUACCCGCUCUUCAUGAGGGACUUCAAGAGGGCCAUGGGCAAAUACCUGCCGUGCUGCCGGCGCUCC